CCGCCCGAGAUCCGACCGCGUCGGCCUUUAGCCAAUUCAUUUUUCCCAGCUGUGGUUUCUAUACAAUGGAAGGAGAUCGCAAAAUAUUUGAUAACAAAUUCGGGAAUAAUAACACUUUCGUUCAGGGCAAUGCAACUAUUAAUCGCCCCGGAGAAAGCUCGCAGCGGCAAGGAAAGAACGACAUUCUAAAGCGUCUCUAUACAUCCCUAUAUAAAGAUCGAAAAGACAGAAAUCCCCCACGAGUACCCGGUACGUGUGACUGGUUUGUGACCCAUGAGGACUUUCAGACUUGGAAUGAGAGUCACUCGUCAGCCAUGCUCUGGGUGUCUGCGGAUCCAGGAUGCGGAAAGUCAGUUCUAGUAAAACACUUGGUCGACUCUGUUAUACAAACUACAGAGUCUAGAACAGUGUGCUACUUCUUCUUCAAGGAUGACUUUCCGGACCAGAAGAAUAUAAUUAGCGCUCUCAGCUGUAUGCUUCGCCAGAUAUUCGUUCAGAAACCCUCUUUGCUGUCCGAUGACAUCCUGAGAAAGUUUCAUUCAGGAGGAGAAACAUUCGCUACUUCAUUCAGCGAGCUUUGGAAACUUCUGAUGCAAGUAGCAGAGAAUAAGAACGCAGGCGAAAUCGUCUGUCUUCUCGAUGCAAUUGACGAAUGCGAGGAUCAGAGUGGCCAGGGAAGAUGCGAACUUCUCAAGGCAUUGUGUACGCUAUACGGAACCGAAGCUAGAAAGCUUUCAAAUAUAAAAUUCCUCCUCACCAGCCGGCCAUAUGUUGGAAUUCAUCGCGGCCUUCAGCCGAUACAGCUGCCAGAACUACCAGUGAUCCGCUUGAGUGGAGAAAGCGAAGAGGAAAUAAAGAAAAUUUCCCUGGAGAUCAAGAUUUAUAUCAACGCCAGGGUCAAAGAUGUAGGAGAACGUCUGCGUCUUUCUCAAGCUGAAUGUGAUCUCCUAUUACAGAAGCUUAUGCACGUUCCCAACAGAACCUACUUAUGGGUAUAUCUAGUCCUCGAUUUCAUUGAGAACAGCAUCAAUGUCAACAUGAUGUUAAUUGAGGCUAUAAAUAUACCUACAACAGUCGACGAAGCAUAUGAGAGAAUACUUUCCAAGAGCUUUGAUACUGAACAAGCUAGAAAGGCAUUGCAUAUCAUUGUUGCAGCAGCACGACCCUUAACUCUUAAGGAGAUGAACUUCGCACUAGCCUUAGAUAAUGGCCACCAGCGAUCCUAUGAUGCCCUCGGUCUAGCACCUGAUGACCGUUUUCGUGAAACUCUACGAAAUAUUUGUGGCCUCUGUGUCGUGGUUGUUGACUCAAAGGUCUAUCUGCUCCACCAGACAGUAAAAGAGUUCCUUGUUAAAGCGGAUGAUAUGCAAACCAUCGGAAGCGAUUGUGGGGAUCUCGGAUGGAAAUUGUCACUAUCCUUACUGGAAUCUCACCGUAUUCUCGCCGAACUCUGCGUCUGGCACCUCCUUGCGGGAUUGACGAUUAUAUCUGGCUCAUCAACCCAACUGAACUGGCAUGAAGCUUUUCUCGACUACUCUGCAAAACAUUGGGCAUCACAUUUCCAUCAGACGCCCAUUGAAAUGCAGUCCAUAAUGACUGAAUCAAUACUGAAGAUUUGUGACGUUACUUCAAUUUGUUGCCACACAUGGUUCAGCAGCUAUUGGACUACUACAAAUACAGAGUUUCCAAUGGGAUUCACAACUCUUAUGAUGGCGUCCUAUUUCGGGUUGAAUUUAGCAGUUAGCAGCUUGCUUACGAUACCUGAUACCGAACUGGAUAUUCAAGAUGGCACAUACAAGCGGACCGCUUUGUCUUGGGCUACAAGAAAUGGCUUCUAUAAAGUUUCUAAGCUUCUGCUCAAAGGCAUCCGGAAAAAGCGAGUCACUCUUAAAUGGCUGCUUAAAAAGGGAGCGAAAGUCAACCUGAAGGACAAAUAUGGCCGAGCCCCAUUGACAUAUGCUAUUUGGAAUGAGGAUGUCCCCCUUAUCCGGCUACUAAUUAAAGCAGGGGCGCAGGCAAACCUGAGAGAUGAACUCGAUGGAACGCCAUUAUCAUAUGCCUUUUGCAACGGAAACGUUCAAAUAAUUGAUCUCCUUGCCAAGGGGAAGCGUGUAGUCGAUAUUGAGAACGAUAUCAACCGGCUAUUGCUUUCUGCGGCAGAAAAAGGGCAUGAGGAAGUAAUGUCUCUACUACUCAAGACGAAUAGAGCAAAUAUUGAGGCCCGAGAUGUACAUGGCCAGAAACCUCUUAUAAUUGCUGCUAAUGGCCACCAAUGGGCAAUAGUGAGACUAUUGAUCGAGGCUGGAGCAGACAUAGAGGCUCGAGACAAAUACGGCCAGACACCUUUACUCUUUGCCUCUCGGAAUGGCCAUGAAGCAAUAGUGACAUUACUGCUUGAGGCAGGAGCAGAUGUAAAUGCUCAUGGAAACAACUGCCUAACAGCUUUAAUCUAUGCUUCUUUGAAUGGCAAUAAAGCAAUAGUGAAAUUGCUGCUCAAUGCAGGAGCAGAUAUAGGGUUUUGUAAUGAAUUUGGCCAGAGUGCUUUAAUGAUAGCCUCUCUAGGACAUCGUAAAGGAAUAGCGAAAUUGCUACGUGAGGUAGCAGCGAGCCGAUCAUAA
Molecule: messenger RNA, 2618 nt
Organism: Trichoderma atroviride IMI 206040
Lineage: Eukaryota; Fungi; Ascomycota; Sordariomycetes; Hypocreales; Hypocreaceae
Source: RefSeq, a predicted model, not a curated record